CCCAAGUGGACUCACGAUUUCCGAGCGGCUGAUAAAUUAGCGAAAUUUUAAUUUGAUUUCCUUCGCAAAUUUCCGCCGAACUCGACUGUGGAUUGGAUGUGGACUGGAUGUGGCCGGGUGUCGGAGUGUCUGGCCAAGUGGACACAGAAGCCGAGGCAGCAAAUAAACUAAGUGAAUUUAUGGCCCCAGGGCAGGAGCGGCACACGUGUGCGACAUGCCCACACAUUGACACCUACCAAUAACCAACUAUCAAGUACCGGCCAUCCAAUAAACGAACUAACCACAUACUCCACACACACCACACUCCAAUUGGGCUGCAGGUCCCUGGGCGCGUUUUGGAUCAGAUCGUCUUGGUUCGGUUUUGGUUGGAUGUUUUGUUUAUGCUGGGCAGGCACAAACGAGCUGACAAUGCCCCAUGUCGUGGCGACGGUACGUGCGGCCAAACAAAUUACAGGGAAAUUGCGUCACCUGCAGGAAUUUCCACUCGACAUUGUCAAAUGCCAUCAGAAAUCGCUGGACAUGUUGUAACAUUAAUUUGACAUUUUACGGCCCAGGACGGGGAUCGUCGACGGGAAUGAGACCGCAGAGCAACGCAGGACAACGUUAAAUCCACCAGCAGACAGCUGUCGAGAUGACCAAAGAUGCUGGAGCCACCAAGGGAUCUUGCAGCAGCAUCUCGGUCACUCGGAAAAGUAUGAGAUACACUGAGAACACGGUCUACGAAGGAAGCACACAACUGUGGCAAGGAUUGCUGAAGGAUUCGCUUUCAUGGCUAUACACAUACGAACGAUGAUGCUUGCACCUCCCGCUUCGGAUGCAGCUCCUGGCGUUUCGCUCUGCCAGCUGGUGCAAUCUGUUGGAGCGGCGCAAAUGCAUCUCUGGCAUUAAAACAAAUUGAUGCGGUCGGGAAAUCUCAUUGCCGGCUUAGUGAAUCUGAUUUGCGGUCAUCGGUCGUCCUCUCGUUAACCCAGAUUCGGAUUCCCGUGCUUGGUUCUACAGAUGCCAGGCUGCUGCUGCUGCUGCGAUUAAUUUGCUGCGGUGGCGAUAAUUUGUUAAUCGAAGCAUCCUCAUCGCAGCUUGCACUUCGUCCAGAAAGUUCUUGUAAUCCUCCGCGUGCUCUUCCUGCUCCUCCUCCUCCAGUUGCAGCAUUGUCCAAUUAAAUCAGCCGAAAGUAGGGUGGGAAUC
Messenger RNA from Drosophila melanogaster (fruit fly), 1185 nucleotides. RefSeq lists its product as uncharacterized. The transcript is spliced from 3 exons. Lineage: Eukaryota; Metazoa; Arthropoda; Insecta; Diptera; Drosophilidae. The coding region runs from base 416 to 607 and encodes 63 amino acids. The record is from RefSeq and is marked reviewed.